Rhagoletis zephyria (snowberry fruit fly) is the source of this 707-nucleotide messenger RNA. RefSeq lists its product as uncharacterized. NCBI's taxonomy places the organism in Eukaryota, Metazoa, Arthropoda, Insecta, Diptera, Tephritidae. The record is from RefSeq and is a predicted model, not a curated record.
CGACUUGCCUCCACUUCGGCAUCUCUCUACCAAGACUUUGUUCCUCUAUUUCUCUCUCAGAUUCACUGUACCGCUCGAAAAUUACACACAAAACCUUCUCAUAACCCAGUUCUGUCACAAAUCCUUCAUUAAGAGAUACGCACAACAUGUAUUUGCAGAUGGAAGCAAGUGGCGCCCCGCAACCAGCACCACGUACGACACUCCAGUCUAAGGUCGUGGUAGCUGGCACAGACGAGAACGCUGCCAAUGGCAGUCCGACCGGACCGGGCGGACAGGAUUACCAGCGAUGCCGCGUAUGCACUCGCCGUCACGCUCUGCGAAUGUGCUCGGUCUUCAAGAGCAUGCAACCUCAGCAGCGGUACGUACUAGCCAGAGCACACGGUUAUUGCACCAACUGUCUCGCUUUAUCCCACCACACCAGCGAGUGCAGCUCAUCGGGAAGUUGCCGCAAGUGCAACCUCCAGCAUCACACGUUGCUCCACCGUAGCCAAACACCAACAACAUCUCCUGCCAACAACAACGCCCGCCGACAUAUUUCCGCAGGAACAGCCUCCCGUCGUCGCAACCCAGGACCAGUGGGAGACCGCAUUGUUAAACGGUCAACCCAAGGACUACAUACCACAAAUUAUCGCGGAAAAGUAACUCGCCUCCUCGUCCAGGAAGCACUUCGCGCCAUACAAGAGUUGCAACAGACGCUAGACGCAUAG